Salvelinus fontinalis (brook trout) is the source of this 8283-nucleotide messenger RNA. Its product is annotated as metabotropic glutamate receptor 4-like. Gene Ontology annotation, biological process: regulation of synaptic transmission, glutamatergic; G protein-coupled glutamate receptor signaling pathway. Bases 229 to 1632 code for a protein of 467 amino acids. The record is from RefSeq and is a predicted model, not a curated record. Gene Ontology annotation, cellular component: membrane. NCBI's taxonomy places the organism in Eukaryota, Metazoa, Chordata, Actinopteri, Salmoniformes, Salmonidae. Gene Ontology annotation, molecular function: adenylate cyclase inhibiting G protein-coupled glutamate receptor activity. The transcript has 7 exons.
AGAGAGAGAGAGAGAGAGAGAGAGAGAGAGAGAGAGAGCUAAUUAGUAUUACUGAGAUGGUGUCAGAGCUGCAGAGCUGAGAUACAUGAGAAGUGACUUCUGAAGAGAGUUCUGUUCUCUGAAGGAUAUUGCGGCUGACCUACAGGACAUUUGUUUGUGGGGUUUUUUCCCUUCAUUUUUCAAAGGGACUCAAUUUAGUUGGAUGCAGGUUUAGCUUAGCCUUCUGUCAUGAAUCUUCUGGGAAGCUGUAUGAAGAGGGGGCAGACUGGCUGCCACAGAGGUGGUCUGGCUGGGCCCUGUCAGGUCCUGCUCCUGGCCUGCUGUAUCCUAGUAGUCCUGGGGGCCAAGCCAAAGACACCUGGCCACAAACACCUCAACUCCAUCCGCAUAGAUGGGGAUAUCUCUCUUGGUGGCCUCUUCCCGGUACACGCCAGAGGCAGCGACGGUAAAGCCUGUGGGGAGCUGAAGAAGGAGAAGGGGAUCCACAGACUAGAGGCCAUGCUGUUCGCACUGGACCGCAUCAACAACGACCAUGAGCUGCUGCCCAACAUCACUCUGGGUGCCAGGAUCCUGGAUACCUGUUCCCGGGACACCCACGCCCUGGAGCAGUCGCUCACCUUUGUCCAGGCGCUCAUCGAGAAGGACGGGACGGACAUCAAGUGCCUGAGCGGCGGGCCGCCCAUCAUCACCAAGCCUGAAAGGGUGGUGGGUGUCAUCGGGGCCUCCGCCAGCUCUGUGUCAAUCAUGGUUGCCAAUAUCCUGCGGCUCUUCAGGAUCCCCCAGGUGAGCUAUGCCUCCACGGCUCCGGAGCUGAGCGAUAACACGCGUUACGACUUCUUCUCCCGCGUCGUGCCCCCGGACACCUACCAGGCACAGGCCAUGGUGGACAUAGUUAAAGCCAUGCGCUGGAAUUACGUGUCCACAGUAGCAUCAGAGGGUAACUAUGGAGAAAGCGGUGUGGAUGCCUUCAUACAGAAGUCCCGCGAAGAGGGAGGUGUGUGCAUCUCUCAGUCAGUGAAGAUACCACGAGAACCUAAGCCUGGAGAGUUUGACAAGAUCAUCCGCAGACUGUCAGAGAACCCCAAUGCACGGGUUGUUAUUCUCUUUGCCAAUGAAGAUGACAUUAGGCGGCUUCUUCAAGCAGCUAAGAAGGACAACCAGACAGGACAUUUCAUAUGGGUGGGGUCAGACAGCUGGGGGUCUAAGAUCUCCCCCAUACUCAACCAGGAGGAGAUGGCAGAAGGUGCCGUUACCAUCCUACCUAAACGUCAGUCCAUCCGAGGGUUUGAUCGCUACUUUAUCAGCAGAACUUUGGACAACAACAGAAGGAAUAUUUGGUUUGCAGAGUUCUGGGAAAACAACUUUCAGUGCAAACUCAGUCGACACGCUCUGAAGAAAGGAUCCGGCAUCAAAAAGUGCACAAACCACGAGCGGAUCGGGAAGGACUCGUCCUAUGAGCAGGAGGGAAAGGUCCAGUUUGUGGUCGACGCAGUCUACGCCAUGGCUCAUGCCCUACACAACAUGCACAAGGAGCUCUGUCCAGGCAAUGUGGGCCUCUGCUCCAAAAUGGAAACCAUCAAUGGAACCAUGUUGCUCAAGUUCAUUCGCAAAGUCAACUUUACAGCCAAAUGAAAGAUUCCAGAGUCUUCCAGAGAGCAGCACGAAAAAUGCCACUCCCAACAAAUCCGCAAAGAGAACAUAAAAGCAAAAUCAAGCUGCUAUUGCAGGGGAGCAAACCAAUAUUACUAGCUUACUGUUACUCAGUCCAGAGAAACUAAUCAGCAUUUGUAUGGAAUCUCUUUUGCCAGAGAAGCAUUUGAAGUGGUGGUAGUUCACUGCACUGUUGUACACUGCAGUCAAAAGAAGAGAAAAAACAUUGUGUUGUUGUAAUGGAACAAGCUUUAAGAAAAAUACACUAGUUGUGGCUGAAAUAUCAAACAAGACAGUGGACAUUUGAUUAAAAUCAGCUGGACUGUAUAAAGCUUGGUUAUUGAUAGCUUGUAGAUCGAUUGAAGAUCAACAUAAAACAAAAGUUCUAAGAUGAUUAACACUUUAGUCGUGGAACUCAAUACGGUUUAGCUGACAGAAAAGUCGCCCACACUGUCUUAGUCAUUUUAUAAACCUGAAAGUGACAACCUCAUCUCCAGUCCACACAGGUGUUGAAAUGUCAAGGAAAGACAAACUCAGAUCGCCUAAUAACCAAUUGUGUGAGUGUGACUCAUUGGCCUGCUAGGCUAUUUUAGAGUACGGUCUCUGUCUGAUGUCACUUUCAUCUGUUCUAAUAAGGUGCUGCUAAUUAUACAUCAACUGAGCAGAAGGUCAGAGUGAUGCAGAGUGGAGGCAAUCAGACAUAAUGCAACAUGUGCAUCCUGACAUCCAAGGACUGCUCAGACCCCCCCUUAGAGCUAAUUAUAUGGUAAUAGGUGCCCUAUUUGAAUGGAGGUAGAGGAAGGCACAAUCCAAAUCGAGAAUGGAAGGGAGAGCCGUAGGGUCAGAAUAGAAUAGAAUAGCUGAACAGCAAAAUGGAGAGCUGCCUUAUCACAGGCUCGUAUUAACCUUCCAUAGAGGUGUGCUGCUUCUUAUGCACAAAAGGUGACUCUAUCAGGCAGAGUGUAUAUUGAGUAGGCAUACCAACCAAUCACCACCUCCGUAGAACAACGUCUACCUCUGCAGCUACCUGUUCAGCUUUGUAACUGAGAUGAUUACUUCAGAUCCUGACCUAAAUGGCUCAUCACCAGGCAUAGCCACACUGCACGUAGGCUGCUCUAGCAGCUCCUCACUCCCGUUCUGUGCUUCAGGGUUACUCUCUGUUAAGCUCGACCUGAGAGCUGUUGCAUUUUAUUGCUUUGAAUGUACACACAUUUCCUGAACGCAACACCGCUCAUUUGUCUCAAUGUAUCACGUUUCAGAUAAGACCCAGAUGCAGACAACGUCGAAGUAACAACAGUUUAUUAAUCAAACAGGGGUAGGCAAAAGACAGGUCAAGGGCAGGCAGAGGUCAGUAAUCCAGUUAGGUGGGGCAAAGGUACAGGAGGGCAGGUAGGCUCAGGGUCAGGGCAGGCAAAAGUCAGUAUUCCAGAAAGGUGGGGCAAAGGUACAGGACGGCAGGCAGGCUCAGGGCAGGCAGAAUGGUCAACACCGGGAAAACAUUAACAAUCGAGAGACAGGAGCAGAGGGGAAAACGCUUGUAGGCUUGACAAAACAAAACGAACUGGCAACAGACAAACAGAGAACACAGGUAUAAAUACACAGGGGAUAAUGGGGGAGAUGGGCGACACCUGGAAGAAGGUGGAGACAAUCACGAAGACAGGUGAAACAGAUCAGGGUGUAACACAAUGACUUAACUUUAAUUAACUCAGUUCCCUUCACUUAAAGGGAAUAUUGUCUGUCUGCAAAAUACAAUAAAAAGGGAAACCUUCUCUUAAGGAAUAAGCUUAGUUCUGUUAUCAUGUUUUCUCCUUUAGACAACCAAUUACAAGUUCUUCCCAAAAUGGAGACAACAUGCAAAUUAUAAUUAGAACAUUUCUCAUAUUUCUCAACUUGGUGAUUAUAUGUAUCCAGGUCACUCUCAUUUGGGUGUUUGUUCUAACACAAUAUGAAACAAAUUGGCCCAAUUUUCGAAACUCAGCACAAGAUGCACAAGUUCACAGCCUGAACCAAAGUUCAGACAUUAUGUCACGCCCUGGCCAUAGAGAGGCUUUUAUUCUCUAUUUUGGUCAGGCCAGGGUAUGACUAGGGUGGGCAUUCUAGUUUCUUUAUUUCUAUGUUUUCUAUUUCUUUGUGUUUGGCCGGGUGUGGUUCUCAAUCAGAGGCUGCUGUCUAUCGUUGUCUCUGAUUGAGAACCAUACUUAGGUAGCCCUUUUUCCACCUGUCUGUGUGGGAAGUUGACUUUUGUUUAGGGCACGUAGCCUUUAGCUUCACGGUUUGUUUUUGUAGUGUUUGUUGUUUUGUUCUGCGUCAUUUUUAUUAAUAAAAGAGAAAUGUACGCUCACCACGCUGCACCUUGGUCCUCUUCUUACGACAGCCGUGACACAUUAAGCUCCCUUUUGACAUCUAGCCAUCCCACUGCUCUCACCUUCAUGUCCAGUUCACUCAGUCUCCAACCUAGCAGUACCACUCCCCUAUGGAAAAGGACUUAGAAAACCCUUUACAUGCAUUACUGGAAUACUUCUCAGUAAUAAAACUACAGGUAUUGCAUUUAAACCUAAGAUGGCCUAAAAAUCAAUGCCAAAAACACAUUACCGGUAGGAUCUAUUGCUGUGAAGUCUUACUGUACCUUAGAAAGUAGAAUUUAAAAGGUUUUAAGGAAGAGAACAGGAAAUGUUGACAUGAUCUCAGUGUAUUCUGGGAACUAGAAGCACCCAUGCUGACUAGAGGAAAGGAGACACCUGGCCACUCCAGAUAUUGUUGACAAAGUUGAUUCUUAUGUUAGGCCUACCACCGUAUUGUCUGUGUCGUUUCAGAAACGUUUCUGUUGCGCUGGCUAGACUGUAUAUUUUUUUUUGUGAUAGCAUAACUUACAUUGUGAAGUCCCUUGGUUCAAAGAAAACACGGUUAGAGAUAAAAAGGUCUAAAUACCCAUAUCCAUUACACUAGAACCCAUCGGCUUCGCGUUCAUUAAAAGCAUUGAGCUGUUAGAUUUUUGUGAUUUUCGCAUGGCUGAGAUUGUUGCUGAGACUGUUGCUUUAGCUCACAAAAUGCAAUAUUGUUUGUCUACUUUUGAAUUCUUCAAACAAUGGAUACUUUUCCUCAUUGCGCGGCCUUAAGCAAAGCCUAGCACAUAUAAACUUGCUGUUUUGUAAAGCCAGUUAAUUGUUGUAACUGCCUGCGCAUGAAUGUUUAAUUACAGAGUGGGGAAGCAUAAACGCCAAAUGCCAUCCUCCCUGCCAGGCAACUAACAAAUUACGUGCCACAACAAACAGCAAGGGGAGGGUAAAAUACAGCAUGGAACUCAAUGCAUCACCCUUUUUGAGUUUUGUGUCACAUAGAGAUGACAGGGAGAGGCUGACAGGACAAUCAGCCACAGCAUUGGCCUUAGCUCUGCUCAAUUGGAUGACUAAUAACCAGGAAAGGCUGGGCCUCCAUUUUGAGUGGUUGUAAAUUAUAGUGUGUCACCACCGAAUCCCUGUGUUUUCAAAGCCUACUUUUGCAUUUACAGCGAAAUGUAGGAGAUUGUGGUAAUUGUGUAUCUUUCACUGUUAGCUUGGUUGCAGGAUUCUGAAGCAGUAACAGUGGCAUAGAGGAGAUGAUGUCUCGUAGAGAUAUACUUUAACUAGUGAUUUAUUCAGUUUUUUCCUGAUUGACCCCCAGAUAUGAUUAUGGAUUUGUGGUUUGCAUGCAGCUCACUUGAGACAUUUAGGGUAAACCACUGUGCAUACAUUACAGACCUUACCUCAAGCAUUGUCAACUGUUUUUCUGAAGUUCCUUAUUGAAUGUUCAGACUCAAGAACAACCCCUGGAAAAGCCUAUAUUUAUACCACAUGCGGUACCGAUAUGUAGGUUAAAUGCCAAGACACAAAACCACCGUCAUGAAAUGUAUUUAUGGAUAAUAUUUUUUACAUCUAACCUUUAUGAUUUUAGUACAAUGCAUGCCAUCUUUACAUAAUGUAAACAAUUCAAGUGCUUAGAAUAAUAUGCAGUACUUUUUAUACUCCAAAUACUGUAACUAUCAAUUAGUCAGUCAAUAAUUGGGUCAAGAUCAUUGGUUCUGGAGAAUGUAUUUCAGUUGACUGUGAUUUUAUACUGGACUAUUUUACCACUCUUCAGACCCUAUAGACUAUUGCUUCACAAUUUAACCAUAUGAUGCCAGUUUUCUUUACACAUUCGAGAAGUGCAGGCUUUGACAGUGACAAAACUACAGCAGAGCAAUAACCUCUGAGAUAAUGGAGAUGGACUUCUUUCUUACAAUAGCUGCAGGCAAGAAGCCCAGUCCACAGGCCUAGAAUGCCACUAAAUCUUUUCAAAAUACAAAAUGAUAUAGAGAGUUGACACCUUAAAAUACUUUUUUGAUUUAUCAAAUGCCCAUGGGAGCCUCUUGAAGAAGUAAAGUGUGCUAAUUCCAGUCUAUUUUCCAUCAGCUUCUUUAAUGAAUGACUUCUAAUGGUUACCAUUUUUAUCUGGCACUGGAUAAACCUUUCUAAUUCAAACUCAAAUCUUUUCAAUUACUCACAGAGUAUUUAAUCAAAAUGAUUUGAAAAGUGACUCGUAUAUGAAUACAUUUGGAGUAGUUUUAGUGUCGUGAGAAAUGUAUACAGUGGAGGCUGCAAGGCAUUCUCAUGUCUCACCACAGAUAACUUAAGUUUGCAAGCUGAGAAUAUUGGCUUUUGAUCUGCUCUUCAGUGCUGACAUCCUUUGACUUGUGGACAUUGUCCCCUUGGAACAUAUUCUCUUUAGAUAUAGACACAGUGACACCUUUACCGCAUGAAACGCCUUGUAAACUCAGCAAAAAAGAAAUGUCCUCUCACUGUCAACUGCGUAUAUUUUCAGCAAACUUAGCAUGUGUAAAUAUUUGUAUGAACAUAACAAGAUUCAACAACUGAGACAUAAACUGAACAAGUUCCACAGACAUGUGACUAACAGAAAAGGAACAAUGUGUCCCUGAUCAAAGGGGGGUCAAAAUCAAAAGUAACAGUCAGUAUCUGGUGUGCAUCUCCUCCUCAUGGACUGCACCAGAUUUGCCGGUUCUUGCUGUGAGAUGUUACCCCACUCUUCCGACAAGGCACCUGCAAGUUCCCCGAUAUUUCUGGGGGGAAUGGCCCUAGCCCUCACCCUCUGAUCCAACAGGUUCCAGACUUGCUCAAUGGGUUUGAGAUCCGGGCUCUUCGCUGGCCAUGGCAGAACUCUGACAUUCCUGUCUUGCAAGAAAUCACGCACAGAAUGAACAGUAUGGCUGGUGGCAUUGUCAUGCUAGAGAGUCAUGUCAGGAUGAGCCUGCAGGAAGGGUACCACAUGAGGGAGGAGGAUGUCUUCCCUUGUAAUGCACAGUGUUGAGAUUGCCUGUAAUGACAACAAGCUCAGUCCGAUGAUGCUGUUACACACCGCCCCAGACCAUGACGGACCCUCCACCUCCAAAUUGAUCCCGCUCCAGAGUACAGGCCUCGGUGUAACGCUCAUUCCUUCGACGAUAAACGCGAAUCCGACCAUCACCUCUGGUGAGACAAAACCGCAACUCGUUAGUGAAGAGCACUUUUUGGCAGUCCUGUCUGGUCCAGCGACAGUGGGUUUGUGCCCAUAAGCGACGCUGUUGCCGGUGAUGUCUGGUGAGGACCUGCCUUACAACAAGCCUACAAGCCCUCGGUCAAGCCUCUCUCAGCAAAUUGCGGACAGUCUGAGCACUGAUGGAGGAAUUUUGUGCUCCUGGUGUAACUCGGGCAGUUGUUGUUGCCAUCCUGUACCUGUCCCGCAGGUGUGGUGUUCGGAUGUACCGAUCCUGUGCAGGUGUUGUUACAUGUGGUCUUUCACUGUGAGGACGAUCAGCUGUCCAUCCUGUCUCACUGUAGCGCUGUCUUAGGCAUCUCACAGUACGGACAUCGCAAUUUAUUGCCCUGGCCACAUCUGCAGUCCUCAUGCCUCCUUGCAGCAUGCCUAAGGCACGCUCACGCAGGGACCCUGGGCAUCUUUCUUUUGGUGUUUUUCAGUCAGUAUAAAGGCCUCUUUAGUGUCCUAAGUUUUCUUAACUGUCAUCUUAAUUGCCUACCGUCUGUAAGCUGCUAGUGUCUUAACGACCGUUCCACAGGUGCAUGUUCAUUAAUUGUUUAUGGUUCAUUGAACAAGCAUGGGAAACAGUGUUUAAACCCUUUACAAUGAAGAUCUGUGAAGUUAUUUGGAUUUUUACGAAUUAUAUUUGAAAGACAGGGACCUGAAAAAGGGACGUUCUUUUUUUGCUGAGUUUAUUUUGAAUCUCCUUUCAAUAUCUUAGCUUUCUCACCGAUUAACUUUCACAGCUGAGAUCUGAGACCUGACUUGCACGGACACCUAUGUGUAUUGCUUUGACGUCUUGGCAUGUGUGAUGUCAAGUGCCACCAAAAUGAGCUACAACCAUAUUUCAAAGGGCUUGGGGUAAUGUGCAAUGGAGGGGAGGAGAGAGAGAAGGAAAGAGAGAGAGAGUUACUCUCCAUGGCCUUCUCUAUUUAAUCGACAGCCACACUAAUUUGGGGCAGCUGGCUGUGGUUCUCUACUCUCGGCUCCCAACAGAAAAUCACAGGAUCCCCAGACCCAUCAUUUGACACAGUGAGGAGUUUUUGGGAUGGCUCAGGACCAAGCAGGCACACACAGAGAGGGAGA